This is a messenger RNA of Dromiciops gliroides (monito del monte), 567 nucleotides long. RefSeq names its product GTPase NRas-like. Gene Ontology annotation, molecular function: GDP binding; GTP binding; GTPase activity. The record is from RefSeq and is a predicted model, not a curated record. Gene Ontology annotation, biological process: Ras protein signal transduction. Gene Ontology annotation, cellular component: plasma membrane. NCBI's taxonomy places the organism in Eukaryota, Metazoa, Chordata, Mammalia, Microbiotheria, Microbiotheriidae. The coding region runs from base 1 to 567 and encodes 188 amino acids. The transcript has a single exon.
AUGCCGUACAAGUUGGUGGUGAUGGGCAGCUGUCGCGUGGGCAAGAGUGCGCUGACCAUCCGGUUCCUCCAGAACAGCUACGUGGCCGAGUAUGAGCCCAUUACCAGAGACUUGUACCACGGCGUGGUCGAGGUGGACGGGCUGCCCUGUGAGCUGGACGUCUUGGACACUGGCGGUGCUGAGGAGUACUACGAGCAGUGGGAAGACUUCAUGCGCUGGGGGGACGGCUUCCUCUGUGUCUAUGCCGUGGACUUCAUGAAGACCUUUGUGGAUGUGAACCUCUUCCGCACCCAGCUGCAGAAAGUCAGGGGCACCAGCCGGGUGUCCAUGGUGCUGGUGGCAAACAAAAUCGACAAGGCGCACUGGCUGGUGGACUCGGACUUGGGUCAGGAAGCAGGCAAGAGCUUCAAUGUUCCCUUCAUGGAAGCCUCGGCCAAGACCGGGCAGGGCGUGAAGCAUGCCUUCCAUAAGCUGGUUCCAGAGAUUCGCCUGAUACGGAAAGAAGAGCUCAAGGGCCGCCCCUGGGGGAGUUGGAACUUUGGGUUCCAUCACUGCAAGAUCAUGUAA